Messenger RNA from Miscanthus lutarioriparius, 300 nucleotides. Lineage: Eukaryota; Viridiplantae; Streptophyta; Magnoliopsida; Poales; Poaceae. The record is from the annotation of a GenBank genome assembly.
AUGGGAGGACAAGGAGGAGGAGCCGCAACGGUGGCGGAACAAAAGCCGCCAUCCACCGCCGAGCCCGAGCAGCAGGCUGAUGAGGUGAGCACUCUGGAGGAGGCGGUCGUCGCCGAGCCCGAGAACAAGGAGGAGGAGGAAGAAGAGGCCGAGGUGAAGACCGUCGUCGAGGAGGAGAAGCCAUCAGCCCCUGCAGAGGAAAAGCUCGCCACCGGUGAGGUGACGGCUAAGCCCACGACGGAGGUGAAGAAGGACGCUGAGGAGGAGGAGGAGGACGAGAAGAAGCCAACACAAAGCUGA